AGUCCCUUGGUAUCACCUGCCCAGACUGGCCAUCUCUGGGCCUAUAGAGAGAUGCUGCCUGUGGCAGUGGGACCACCACCGGUGGGGUCACCAACAAAGAGGCAACACCAAAGGGAAUCGCCCCAUUGGGGGAGCCACUUCAGGGAUAGCGAGGGCCAGGGCCAGGCUCCCUGGCCUAGAAUUGUAUUUGUAUGUGUUAGUGGUGGGUGGGCUUUUCUAUUGUGGCUUCUGUUUUAAGUAAGUCCUGGAUGGGAUUGUUUUAUAAUGUGUCUGGGUUUAUCUGGAGAUGGGGAGACAUCUACUGACUAUUGGGCAGCUAUUUUGGUGGUGGUGGGGAAUAGAACAAAUAAGUAACGUUGGCAGGUCAGUGGGCCAUUAUAGGGGAAGGGAAAUCAGGAAUCUUAUAGCUGUUUCUCCUUCUGGCUGUCCUGUGAGCUCUUUGACCUUGGGAAGCAGUGCCAACUGUCCACAAAGCCUCACCUUGCUCCUUUGUAAUGCCAGAUUGGUCCAGAAUAACUCAGAAAACAUCCAUGAUUUGAUUCUGGAUGAAGGGGCCGACCUGGUAUGUAUUACAGAAACUUGGUUGGAGGAGGCUGGUGGCCUAGUCUGGUCCCAGCUUCUCCCUUCAGGGUACUCUGCUGAGGAGCAGAUGAGAGGACGUGGGCAGGGAGGUGGAAUGGCUGUGGUCUAUAAGAGUAACAUCUCCUUUACCAGGAUCCCUGUUGAAGUGUCUGACCAUAUCAAAUGUGUGUACUUGAGUUUGGGGACCAGGGAUAGACUGGGACUUUUGUUGGUGAACCAAUCAUCCCACUGCCCAACAGAGUCCCUAACUGAGCAGACGGACUUGGUCUCCGACCUGGCAUUAGAGUCCUCCAGGCUGUUGGUGCUGGGGUACUUCAAUGUUCACUUUGGGACCAAUUUGUCUGGAGUAGCUCAGGAGUUCAUAGCAGCCAUGAGAACUAUGGGCCUAUCCCAAGAGGUCUCAGGUCCUACACAGAUUGCUGUUCACAUGCUUGAUCUGGUCUUUCACUCUGAUCAGGGUGGUGUUCCAUGGGUGGGGACUCCUGUGGCUUUCCCAUUGUCAUGGACAGACCACCAUCUGGUUAAACUUGGACUCACAAUCACGUCCAGCCUCUGCAGGGGUGAGGGGCAUAUUAGGAUGAUCCCACUGGGACGUUUUUUAAUGAGAUUUGUGGAUUCUCUCGUAUUCAGGCCGACUUAGAUUCAGAUCCCUCAAUUACAGUUUCAGAUCCCAAAUCACAGUUUGAUGCAGGGGUGUCCAGCGACUCCUCUUAUGUGGUUAGGCUGGAUCAGUUUCAGUUUGUGACUUCUGAGGAUGUGGACAAGCUGCUUGGAGCAAUGUACACUUUGGAACCAAUUUGUCCAAGCAAUUGGGAAACCUGCGAUAGGCAAGGGACGAUUGUACAUGAAACCACUGGGAGAGAUCAUCAGGAUAUUUGUUGCUGGGUGUUAUCAGUGUGGUGAUGACACCCAAAUCUAUUUCUACAUGUCAACAUGAUCAGGAAAAGGCAUGACCUCCUUAAAUGCCUGCCUGGAGAUGGUAAUGGGCUAGAUGAGGGAUAACAAACAGGCUGAAUCAAGAUUUGUCUACUUUCCCUUCCUUCUUUGCCCUCCCAUGUGAUUGGAUCCAGAGUACAAUCUGGGCAACUCAUUUGAAAUCUGUGGAAAUCUGGGUGGAAUUUAGCAGCCAGGUGGAGGAGCCAAAAUCUGGGGGCUACCUUACAUUUCAGGGGACUUGGCAAGGCUAUCCUCCAUCCUCCUCUUUGGAAAGAGCCAUCAAUGAAGAAGGGGCAUGCACACAGCACUCCAUGUACCACACCACCAUUCAAUUUUGUGACAAGAACUGGGAAAGUAUGGCAGACCUGAAGAACAAGCUUCACCCUCUCCAAAAACACCUAAGCCAUCAAACAAGAGUUGGAUUGUGUGUACAUACACAACUAGUUGACAUAUACAGUGAGUAAAGAUGGCAAGUUGUCUUCCAAGUGCAACCAGCUCCUUUCACUACCUAAUACAAAGACAGCCAUCAAGUCAGAAGGAAGCAGCAUUCCCAUUGAACACCAUGUCCAUACUACACACUAUAAGAACAGCGUCUUAAAAUCAAGUAAAUUUAUUGUCUUCACAACUGGAAACAUUGUGAGGUUAGAACUACAACCCUGUGCUCAUCUAUUGGGGAAUUAAUCACGCUACCUUUAGUGGGAUGUGUUUGUGAGUAAAUUUGCGAAUCCUGAAGAUUUCCUUUUGAAAAAAAGUUAAUAAAGUACUUGUUAGUAAAUACCCCAAAUUUUGCUUCUAUGUUUUAAAUAUAUUUUAAAUCAAUAUUAUUUUCUCUGGCAUUCAAAGUUUGGCUUUGUAUAAUGUUCAAAUCACUACCCAACAGAUCCAAUGGUAAAAUAAAUUCAAAAAAUGCAUGAGAAAUGAAAUAUAUUAACCCUGACUAUUAUAAUUAACAGAAUCAUAUAGAAAUAUAGUGUAAAAUGAUCUGAAACUAAGAUCCUAUUUUUGUUGAAUUUUUUUUACGACAUGUAAUAAAUUCUCUUCAUAAGGCACUUCAGAAUCUUCUCUUGGGAUGUAAUAUAUCCAGAUUCUUUUGCAAUCUAAAAAGUCUCUGGGAUUACUAUUACUAUAUUAUUCUAUGAAUUAUAAUAAUACAGCAAUAUGCUGUAGGGAGGUUAAACAUCUUAUAGAUUAAUUUUUUGAACACUGAAAUGAGUAACUUUAAUUCUGUUCUGUUAUAGUUUGUUAUUACUUGAAAUUGUAAUUGUGUUAUAAAUGGGCAUAAAUAAUAUCUAGCUAUGCAGAGGACUGAGCUGUAAAUAGCCUUGUUUUACCAAAAUGAAUCUGUUAUGAGCAAUAUACUAACACAAUCUAUUGUUAUUCAGACAUUACAUGGUAUGUGCAUACA
This is a messenger RNA of Hemicordylus capensis (graceful crag lizard), 2923 nucleotides long. RefSeq lists its product as uncharacterized. NCBI's taxonomy places the organism in Eukaryota, Metazoa, Chordata, Lepidosauria, Squamata, Cordylidae. Gene Ontology annotation, molecular function: catalytic activity. The record is from RefSeq and is a predicted model, not a curated record. The transcript has 2 exons. Bases 287 to 1222 code for a protein of 311 amino acids.